AUGUCAGUUCCUUUGACCAACGGAACGACCUCAUUUUGGAGGACUGAGCCGGAUGAGCUUGACAGCUUUCGCUCGAGCGAGACGCUCCCAGAUUCCUGUGACAUCGUCGUUAUCGGUGCAGGAUAUGCUGGUUCAUCGGUGGUUCACCAUAUCCUCCAGGGGUGCAGUGACAAAGCCACGCCGUCAAUAUUGAUCUUGGAAGCACGGCAAGCAUGCUCUGGGGCUACUGGACGAAACGGUGGUCAUAUGAAGCCAGAUCCAUAUAACUCCAUCAGCAGAUUAGCUGCUGAGCAUGGCAUCGAAGCCGCUCGCGAGGUCGCAGAAUUUGAGGCCAGCCAUGUGACUACCAUCAAGGACGUGGUAGACCGCGAAGGCAUCGAAUGCGAAUAUGUUGUCACCAACGCGAUAGAUGUGCAACUCAACGCCGAUCACUGCAAAACCAUGAAGGCUAACUACGACCACCUCGUUCACGAAGGCUGCCGACCAACUCAGGAUACUGAGUUCGUGGCAAAACCCGGUGCUGAGCAGCGCUCUGGCGUUAUUGGGGCGGAAGGGUGUUUCAUCUAUCCUGCCGGGCAUAUGUGGCCCUAUAAGUUCGUCUUGCACCUCCUAAGACGGGCUCUGGCCAGCGGUCAUGUCACGCUCCAUACUCAUACUCCCGUUGUGAAUGUGGAAAGAAGUACGAAGAGCUACAGCUCCCACUCAUGGAUUGUCAAUACGCCACGUGGACGAGUAGCUGCUCGGAAAGUGGUUUACGCUACGAACGGCUACACACCAUCGCUACUGCCCCAGUACAGAGACGCCAUAGUCCCAGUCCGAGGGACCUGUAGCCGAAUUGUUGUGCCAAAGAACUCCGGCGCUCCCCGGCUCACCAGUACCUACACUAUCCGAUGGAAUACUUGGGACUACGACUAUCUGGUACCGCGUGAGGACGGCAGCAUUGUCGUGGGAGGAGCACGAUCCUCAUUUGUGCACCGACUAGGAGAUUGGUAUAAUGUCACUGACGAUGGGCAAGUACUGGAAUCUGCUGCCAAGUAUUUCGACGGUUACAUGCAGAGGACAUUCAGUGGCUGGGAGGACAGUGGCGCCUACACUGACCGUGUUUGGACUGGCAUAAUGGGAUACUCCAUGGACGGUUUGCCUCAUGUCGGUGCAGUGCCAGGUACUCAGGGCAAAUUCAUUAUGGCUGGAUUCACAGGCCACGGGAUGCCCCAGAUAUUUCUAUCUGCUGCUGGCUUGGCCCAGAUGGUAUUGAAUGAUAUCUCAUUUGAACAGACCAAAUUACCACGAUUAUUCAAAGCAAGGGCAGAAAGACUAUUUCGACGGGAGGAAAACAGACAUCUAGAUGCCUUGAACCUCACCUCGCGUGAGUCUGAAACUCGAGCACGUCUCUAG
Molecule: messenger RNA, 1395 nt
Organism: Exophiala oligosperma
Lineage: Eukaryota; Fungi; Ascomycota; Eurotiomycetes; Chaetothyriales; Herpotrichiellaceae
Exons: 4
Coding region: 1-1395 (464 amino acids)
Cellular component (GO): cytoplasm
Molecular function (GO): oxidoreductase activity
Source: RefSeq, a predicted model, not a curated record